GGAUGGCUCUUGGAAGAAUGGCCAGUAGGUUAAGUCUAGUAUUAGGUGGAAGGAGGUGGACGAAUACGCAAGCUGCUCCCCAUAUUCCGGUGAUGGCUGUGGAGACGAUAAAAUUUCUGAAACCAAAGGAUAAUGAGCUGUUUCUUGAUAUGACGUUCGGAGCUGGUGGUCAUACACGGGAGAUUCUGAAAGUAGCUCCCAAUGCAAAGGUCAUAGCAUUGGAUCGAGACCCUGUGGCUCAUGAAAUGGCACUUGCGUUGGCUAAACAGUACCCAGGACAAAUAUACCCAGUGCUUGGAAGAUUCUCCGAACUUCCUGGCAAGUUAAAACAACUGUAUGUAAACCAACAGUCGAUCGAUGGAAUAAUAUUCGACUUUGGAUGUUCCUCGAUGCAGUUCGACGAAGGUUCCCGUGGGUUCUCCAUCAGUAAAAAUGGUCCACUGGACAUGCGAAUGGACCAGGAUCGUUUUCCGGAUACACCGUCUGCGGCGGAAAUUCUCGCUAAAAUUGAAGAAGUUGAUUUAGCAAGAAUUUUGAAAAUCUACGGCGAAGAAAAACAAGCGAAAAAGAUUGCCCGGGCGAUCGUGGACGCUCGCUAUUCGAUCAAAAAAAUCGAAACCACCAAAGAAUUAGCCGAUGUAGUGCAAUCGUGUGUUGGGAGCGGAAGUUUUCGGUUGGAUAAACUUCAACGUCCCAGUCAUCCCGCAACAAAGACCUUUCAAGCGUUGAGGAUCUUUGUGAAUAACGAGCUGAACGAAAUCAACUAUGGAAUGAUCCUCGCCCAGCGGUACCUGAAGAUCGGUGGCAAAAUGAUCGCGAUCACGUUCCAUUCACUUGAAGACACCAUAGUGAAACGACACGUGAUGGGGAACGUGCUGAACGAUAUGGCGAAUACACUGCCACUGAAAUAUUGUAGUCAUACGAUUAGCUACGAGCAUGAUGUUAUGGAAAGCGCGAUGAAAACCUCUUGGCACCAGAUUACGAAGCAUGUGGUUCUUCCGAGUGAUGAUGAAGUCGAGCACAAUCCGAGAAGCCGUUCGGCGAAAUUGAGGGCAGUGGUUCGUGUGAGUUAGAAUGAUCAGUAGAGAAUAAAAGUGAGCAUGAAAUUGAGUUGUA
This is a messenger RNA of Ochlerotatus camptorhynchus, 1116 nucleotides long. Its product is annotated as probable methyltransferase-like protein 15 homolog. The record is from RefSeq and is a predicted model, not a curated record. Gene Ontology annotation, molecular function: rRNA (cytosine-N4-)-methyltransferase activity. Gene Ontology annotation, biological process: rRNA base methylation. NCBI's taxonomy places the organism in Eukaryota, Metazoa, Arthropoda, Insecta, Diptera, Culicidae. The transcript has a single exon. Bases 3 to 1073 code for a protein of 356 amino acids.